This is a messenger RNA of Vespa velutina, 6672 nucleotides long. It is a transcript of the gene mnb, whose product is annotated as serine/threonine-protein kinase minibrain. The transcript is spliced from 9 exons. Gene Ontology annotation, biological process: peptidyl-threonine phosphorylation; protein autophosphorylation; peptidyl-serine phosphorylation. Gene Ontology annotation, cellular component: nucleus. The coding region runs from base 3717 to 5783 and encodes 688 amino acids. Gene Ontology annotation, molecular function: ATP binding; protein serine/threonine kinase activity; transcription coactivator activity. The record is from RefSeq and is a predicted model, not a curated record. Lineage: Eukaryota; Metazoa; Arthropoda; Insecta; Hymenoptera; Vespidae.
AUCGUUAUCAGGAAAUAAUGUUUCGUACGAGAAUGAAAAAAGGAGUAGACGACAACUAUAGACUAAUAAAUAAAUUUUGCUUAAUAAUAAUUACAUAUUGAUUAACUCCUUAUAUUUUUAUUUCUCUGUCUUCUUUCUUCUCUCUUCCUCUAAUAAUAUGCAUCGAAAAUGAAGAAAGGAAAUAAAGAACUUUGUUUCGUUAAAGCUAAGAAAGUGAUAUAUAUUCUUCAGACAAUACAUCCUCCUCCGUCGUUGUCGUUCGGUGCUUAAUGCGCGAAUUCCUUUCUCGGUUAUUCGACACCUCAACGCAAGGUAAAGAAAGCCGCGGAUUCUUAAAGCGUCCAGGCCGCCGACGAUUUCGUAAGCGAGAGUGACCGGAACAUAAUCGGAUUAACUUUUUCUUCUUAGUUUGAAUUUACCGCCUAUAGGAGCCGUGGGUCACGUGAUCCUGGGGAUCGCGCGAAUUUUCAAACGAUCCCGAAAGUUUCCUUUCUCACGCAGGUAUUUCCCUUUGAAAUAAAAUUCGUUCGAAGAAAGUGAUAACGAGAGAUUGAUUAGAUCGUAAACGUCAUUAUUCGUAAAUAACGAAAUUUCUAUUCUUCUCCAUCUGCACCUUCGUUUGACAAAAAUGAACGUUUCUUAACAGCGUCAUUGACUUUUGUCAAAUUUAUUCGUUUCGAAGGAGAAUAUCUUAAAACUCUCGUUGUUGAAGUAAAGCCCUCCCCCCCCUCCCUCGCCGUGCCUCACAUUCCUCGUAAUUUCGGUUCGCAUUUGACCCGCAAAGCGUGCCGAGAGGUGGAUCGAUUAAGAGAGAACGACGAUAGGUCAGUUACGUACGAGAUUUACAUGCCCCAGCUUCCGCGUGAUCCAUCCGUCGUCCCUGUCUCUCCCUCCCCUUCCCCCUCUCUCUUCUCUCCCUUCCGUUUUCCCUGUGUGCUUUAUCGGAGAGAUUCGACCGCGAACUACGCGCCUUUUUUUCAACGAACAAUGUUCAAGGUCACGAUUAAAUAUAGAACCGAAGCUCUUCUCUCUUUUAUCAUCGUUCCAAGUAAUAAAAGGGAAAAAAAGAAAAAUUCGUUUACAAAACACACGAUGAAUGUUCGUUCGGAUCUUAUCGUCUCUCGCGUAUAUGUAUUCGUCAAUGAGUUUAUACCAAGCGUGGACAUUUUUGAAGGGUUCGUUUUGCUCUUUACUUGUAAGUACAUUAUCGACAUACGGAAUGUAGUCGUACGCGGAAACACGGCGCUUCUAAUAAUAGGCGACACGUUCCACGACGUCACUUAUUGGUCGGCUUUACUUAGUCCUCUGGAGAGAGUGAGAGAGAGAGAGAGAGAGAGAUACGCGCGUCUAGUACGUAUGGCACGUUGUCCGUAAACGAUAUGGCGCUUAUUGCGAAGUCGCAUUUUAUCCAAUAAAAAAAACUUUGACAUGAAUUAGCGAUUUUUGUGAUCGAAGGUCGAUAGAGGAAAAUAGAGAGAGAGAGAGAGAAGAGGGGGGAGAGAAUAAAAAAUAUGGCCGUCGUAUUGUCCACUAUUUUUCUUACUUUUUUCGAGCUCGAGCUUCCAGUCACGUGGUAUUGUUUACCAACGUCGAUCAAUCGUACUGAGACCACACUGUCGCCACUAUCUCUCUCUCUCUCUCUCUCUCUCUCUCUCUCUCUCUCUCUCUCUCUCUCUCUCUCUCUCUCUCUCUCUCGUUCGACGUUAAUCCUCAAACGAAUAGGAAUUGCAAUUUGUUUGUAAUUUAUUUUCGCUCGAUACCGAUCGCGUAAGUUAAUCGUCGUGGCCCCGCUAGAACGAACGAUGGGGGAGUAAUGUAAACGCGUAAUUAACGGGAAGCUUGUAUAUACACGAACGCAAACUCUUUGUCUUUCUCAUUCUCGUUGUUUAUCCUAUUGUUAAGAAAAGUCACGUGGCGCAGUGCGCGCUAGAGCCAAUAAUCAUUAGUCAACGUUGUUUUCAAUAUCGUCGCAACGUCCUGUUGCGUGUCUCUAGGAGCGAGCUAGUGUAUGUGCGUGUGAGAGAGAGAGAGAGAGAGAGAGAGAGAGAGAGAGAGAGAGAUGGGUAAAGAUAGAAAGAGGAAUAGGUAGGUAGAUAAAUAGAUAAAGACAGAGAGAAGUCGCGAGGUCGCGAGUAGUAGCAGCAGCACCACCAAUGGCAGCAGAUGUCGAUAGGCGAAGGAUAGAAAGAUAUCAACUCUGUCGUCGGUACAGAAUGAAGGCGGACAGUGACGUCAAGUGAGAAGGAAAGGGGGUAACGUAAUAAGGAAGAAAAAAACUAAAGCCCCUUUCGUGAGGAGGACGCAUGCACUGACGAAAGCGGAGAAAAGGCUGAACCUCUGAGGUGUAAAACAAGGUAAAAAAAAAAGAAAAAAAAAAAAAAAAAAAAAAAAAAAAAAAGAAAAGAAAAGAAAAAAAAGAAAGAAAGAAAGAAAAGGAAAAAAAAAGUAAAAGACGAAACCAAGGAGGAACGCAACGGAUCACCGCCAAAUGCUAAUAAAAUUAGUCGAUGAAGAAAAAGCACCAGCAAGACACAAGAUACAAGCACGCAUACACAAAUACAUCUACAUACAAGAAAUAAAUAAUAAUAAUAAAAAAAUAAAUAAAUAAAAAAUAUACAAUUUUCGUGGUAACGUGUGGAAAAGUGAGAGUGAGAGUGUACGAGGUAGAGUAAAAGAGAGAAAGAGAUAGUGUGUUUUGUGUGGUACAAAAGAAUAAGAGAGAGAGAGAGAGAGAGAGAGAGAGAGAGAGAGAGAGAGAGAGAGAGAGAGAGAGAGAGAGAGAGAGAGAGAGAGAGAGUCAGCGCGUGAAAGUAGUGUACGUGGAAGAAGGAAAGAAAGAGGUAAACAAGCGGCAACAAGCAGAGCCAACGGCACGACAACAGCAAGAAGGAAAACAAGUCAAGAAUAAGAGAAGGAAGAAGAGAAGAAGCUGAACGAAGUCGUGGGCGUGAGCGCGUGUAAAUAAGAGCUAUUUUUUCGUAUGAUAAAGAAAAAGGACGAGAAGGCGGUAGGUUUUGUCGUUUCGAACGCGUGGAGAGGAAGAAGAAGAAGCCAAAGAGGAAUAGAAUACGUUCGAUGAUCCUUCAACGAAAUAUCUGAGAAAGAAAGAGGAGGUGGAGGAAGAAGAGGAAGAGAAGAAGAUAGAAAGAACCCUUCGAUCGAAGGGACAUACACGAAUCGUUUGGAUAUUAUAUCCUCCGUUUCGAUGCUCUUCGAUUCGAGUAGUCCACGCUUCUUCCUCCUGGCGUGGAAUCUUUUCUUCUUUUAGAGGGGAAGUGAGAGAGAAGUAAAAAGAUAAAAGGAAAUACAUACAUACACACACACGCACACACACGCACACAUACAUACAUACACACACACACACACACACACACACAUAUAUAUAUAUAUAUAUAUACAUAUAACAGAGAAGGAAAGAUUGGACGUAGCGAUUUUCCGCGAGACUCUUCCCUUCCCGCUGGUAGAUAGAAGGGAAAAGAAGAAGAAGAAAAAGAAGAAUAGUAGUAGUAGGUUGACGUACGGUGCUGUAGUAGUGCUGGUGGCUGUUGUGGUGGUGAUUGUGUCUGGUGAGAGAAAGAUAGAGAAAAGAAAAAAAGGAGAAGCAGGAGGAGGAGGAGAGCAGUCGAGCGGUAUCGAGAGGGCAGCCGUGCCCCAUGUUGUGAGCGUCUGAGGACUGCCGGGGGCAGAAGUGAAAGGGUGGGAAGGGUGCCGCGGGCAUGGAGUAUGGAGGCGGGGGCGGUGUGGGACGUGGGGGUGUCCAACCUCCCUCCGCAGGUGCGAGGGGCAUCGCAGGCACCGACACUAUCGACGCUGCGUGGCACAAACACGAACAAAUGAUCCUCAUGGAGUCCAGGCACAAGCAACAAUUGAGCGGGAGGACGGGGACCGGAGGGGCGCCCUUGUACGGGCGAUUGGUCGCCGAAGAGCCCAUGCCCCCAACGGUAUGCGGCGGUGGUGGUGGCGGAGGUGGUGGGGGUACCGGUGGGGUUCCGCAGGAGACCCCCGCGGACAUUCACGCCAUGCAGGCCAGGAUACCCCACAGAUUCCGCGAUCCAGCCACGGCACCCCUGCGGAAGCUCAGCGUCGAUCUUAUCAAAACCUACAAGCACAUCAACGAGGUUUAUUAUGCGAAGAAGAAGAGAAGAGCACAACAGAUGCAGGGAGAAGAUGGUUCGCAUAAAAAGGAAAGGAAGCUUUAUAAUGACGGUUGGGACGACGACAACCACGAUUACAUUAUCAAGAAUGGGGAAAAGUUCCUCGAUCGAUAUGAGAUCGAUUCAUUAAUAGGUAAAGGCAGUUUUGGCCAAGUAGUAAAAGCAUUUGACCACGAAGAGCAAACGCAAGUGGCAAUAAAAAUCAUCAAGAAUAAAAAACCUUUUCUAAAUCAAGCGCAAAUCGAAGUUAGGUUAUUGGAAAUGAUGAACAGGGCGGAUACAGACAACAAGUAUUAUAUAGUUAAACUGAAGAGGCAUUUUAUGUGGCGAAAUCAUUUAUGUUUGGUAUUCGAAUUGCUAUCGUAUAAUCUCUAUGACCUACUUAGGAAUACAAAUUUUCGGGGUGUCUCGUUAAAUUUGACAAGAAAAUUUGCACAGCAACUGUGUACUGCCCUCUUGUUCCUGUCUACGCCGGAAUUGAACAUCAUUCACUGUGAUCUGAAACCUGAGAACAUUCUUUUGUGCAAUCCCAAACGAAGCGCGAUAAAGAUAGUCGACUUCGGCAGUUCGUGUCAACUUGGUCAAAGGAUAUAUCAGUAUAUUCAGUCCAGGUUUUACAGAUCUCCAGAAGUUCUGUUAGGAAUACCAUAUGACCUCGCGAUAGACAUGUGGAGUUUGGGAUGUAUUUUGGUAGAAAUGCAUACAGGAGAACCUUUGUUUAGUGGGGCCAAUGAGGUCGAUCAAAUGAACAAAAUUGUCGAAGUAUUAGGUAUGCCACCAAAACGUAUAUUGGACCAAGCGCAUAAAGCGCGGAAAUACUUUGACAAAGUCCCCACGGAUGGCUCGUAUGUGCUGAAAAAGUCCAAAGACGGUAAAAAGUAUAAACCUCCUGGUACAAGGCGGUUACACGAAAUUUUGGGCGUUGAAAGUGGCGGUCCUGGUGGUAGAAGGAUAGGUGAACCUGGUCACUCCAUUUCUGACUACCUCAAAUUUAAGGACCUAAUUCUACGAAUGUUGGAUUUUGAUCCAAAGACGAGAGUUACGCCAUACUACGCGCUUCAGCACAAUUUCUUUAAGAGAACAGCCGAUGAGGGGACCAACACGAACAUUGCUGCUGCGAAUAGUGCAAAUACAAGUCCAGCAGUGGUGUCUAUGAGCCAGGAUCAUGGACUGGUAACCAUGUCAGGACAGGGCAGCAGCAGCAGCGGUAGUCUGAUGCAAGUGUCAAGCCUCCCUGGUAGCUAUCAACCCAUGGAAUGUGAGGCUUCACCUCGUCAUUCAAGUAGUCGGCGCGGCAUAACAACAGGCUAUCCAUCAACAUCAGCCACUGGGGUGUCUGCGUCCACUUCGAUGUCCAUGCAGCCCAUGGACAACAACUCGCUGAUACCAAGCUCUCUUGGAUCGUACAAUAGCCUAAUUCUACCUGGUAUACCCCAUCUGCCUGCGAUGAUGACCUCACCGAUGAUACAGCAGCAAAACUUCUAUAAUUACGGUUACUCGACGACCGAUACACAUGGGAUGGUUAGACAGCCGUCGACGGUCUCAACCGGUAAACAGAGAGAUCCGGAAAGGGAAGAUAGCCCUAUGGUUGGGGUGUGCGUCCAACAAAGUCCAGUCGCUAUCCAUUGAAUUAGAAAAGGAAAUAACGGAGGACAAUACAGAUGUUACGAUCGUGGGACCGUAGAAAACUAUUAAGCGGUUACGAAUCGAGCUCGUGGCAUGUUUAGAGUAUUGUCGUGGCGUCAACGAAGAAGAGAAGAAAACUAGGAAAGGAAGCGUACAGCUUGAAGUCGUCCCCAAACAUUAGUUUAUCAAGUACCAAGACAAGUAGUGUAAUAUUAUUGAUCACUAUGACAGUGAACCCUAUAGCUUUUCGGAAUUGGUUUGACUGAUCGACGUAGAGAAGAAGAAAAUGAAGAAGAAAAAUGAAAAGACGAUGACGAUGAAGAGGAAAUAGGACAAAAAGGAAACAAAAGAAAAAUGAAAAAGAUGAAAUUACAUGGAAAAACGCGUAUUCCAAAGCAAAUCACAAACGAAGCCUUCGUCUCUGAACCAAGAGAUAUUAUACCAGAAUGGAGACGUACUUUAAGCGUGAUAACAUUUAAUGACGCCGUGAAGAUACUGAUAAGUAGGAAAAAGCUAAGAAAAGGAAAGAACGAGGGUAACCUCUUUUUCUGUUACUUUUUUUUACAUGCUGACUGGCCCUAUAUUGGGCAUGGAUAUAAUAACUAGCACAGAAGAUUUAUGAAACUUUUCGAGCACGGACAGACAGUUAUGGUCUAGUGAGGAUGAACCCAGCUGGCCUCGUGGGUCCUGCCCGAUUCUGUAGACACUUUGAACAGUUUAGUCGAUAUAACAUUAAGAAGAAGAAGCAGAAGGAAGGAAAAAAAACAAAAAAAAAAAAACAAAAAAAAACAAAAAAAAAAAACAAAAACAAAAACUUUCGGCACCCAAACUGUGUGGCCUAGAGAGCAAAAAAGUGAUAAUUACUAUUAUUGCCCGCGUAAAAAGAAGGAAG